Molecule: messenger RNA, 1728 nt
Organism: Protopterus annectens (West African lungfish)
Lineage: Eukaryota; Metazoa; Chordata; Ceratodontiformes; Protopteridae
Gene: CDK5
Product: cyclin dependent kinase 5
Exons: 12
Coding region: 121-999 (292 amino acids)
Biological process (GO): protein phosphorylation; neuron apoptotic process; synaptic vesicle transport
Cellular component (GO): cytoplasm; nucleus
Molecular function (GO): ATP binding; cyclin-dependent protein serine/threonine kinase activity
Source: RefSeq, a predicted model, not a curated record
CGUCCCUUCAGCCAUGGGAGUCUAGUCACAUCCGUACACACAGCGGGAGGUUGAGCUGAUGUCUGCCUUGAGCUUUUGUGCUUUGUUGGUGUACAAUACUGCAAGCUUUGCACCAUCGUCAUGCAGAAGUACGAGAAACUUGAGAAAAUUGGCGAAGGUACCUAUGGCACAGUUUUUAAGGCUAAGAACAGAGAGACUCAUGAAAUUGUAGCAUUGAAGAGAGUUCGGCUGGAUGAUGAUGAUGAGGGUGUUCCAAGCUCUGCCCUCCGGGAAAUCUGUCUUUUGAAGGAACUAAAACACAAAAACAUUGUCAGGUUACAUGAUGUGCUUCACAGUGAUAAGAAACUUACAUUAGUCUUUGAAUACUGUGAUCAGGAUCUGAAAAAGUACUUUGACAGUUGUAACGGAGACCUAGAUCCUGAAAUUGUAAAGUCAUUUAUGUACCAGUUGUUGAAAGGUCUCGCGUUCUGUCAUAGUCGCAAUGUACUACACAGAGACCUAAAGCCUCAAAACCUGCUUAUUAACAGGAACGGAGAACUCAAGUUAGCUGAUUUUGGUUUGGCACGGGCCUUUGGGAUUCCAGUCAGAUGCUACUCAGCUGAGGUGGUGACCCUUUGGUACCGCCCUCCUGAUGUACUUUUCGGGGCAAAACUCUACUCUACCUCCAUUGACAUGUGGUCCGCUGGCUGUAUCUUUGCAGAAUUAGCUAAUGCUGGGCGGCCGUUGUUUCCCGGAAAUGACGUGGAUGAUCAGCUGAAGAGAAUCUUCCGAUUACUAGGAACUCCAACAGAGGAACAGUGGCCAAAUAUGACAAAGCUACCAGAUUAUAAGCCUUACCCUAUGUAUCCUGCAACAACAUCAUUGGUUAAUGUAGUUCCAAAAUUGAGUGCGACUGGAAGGGAUCUGCUACAGAACCUGUUGAAGUGCAAUCCAGCACAUCGGACGUCAGCAGAAGAUGCUCUUCAGCAUCCAUAUUUUGCAGACUUCUGCCUACCUUAGAGGAACUUAAACUCCAUACAUGUCUCUGGCAUUUGCUGUACCACCAUUUAUCAUUUUUUCUUGAAAUGCUUAGAGAAUCCCAGGGUUUGUUUCCGUUUGAGGUCUGAUUAGAGGCAUUUGACGACUUCAAUGUCAGUACCUAAAAGGAUCUUUUGGAGGAAUCCACUAAAGUAAUUUGCACGUUGUGCCGUGUCCAUAUUGACAAUGUAGCACUUGAGAGGAUCCAUGUGUGUCAUCUUUUUGAGACAUUCAUUCAUCGAACUACUGUAAACCAUAGAUUUGGGAAUGUCAGUAUCAUUGCAGUUUGUAGAAAGGUGAUCUACCUCCCGAACUGGUGGAGAGCUGCUUUCUGUUGAAUUGCUCUAUGGCAUGUUGCUGUUAAUUGUAUUGUAAAUAGUCAAGUCAUUCGUCAGAUUGAAGUACACAUUGCCAGCAUUGUUUUUUUAAUUUUUAAUGUGAGGUUAUGUGAAGCAGAUGUGUUAUAGCUUUUCACUGAGAUGACCCCCAUUUUUAUUUUAUCUUGCUGUCUAGCUGUGAGGCCAAAUAUCAGCUGCAGGUAGGGCUACGUUUGAGAUUUUAUGUACAGAAUGAGCCAUGUGACCCCCUGUUAGGGGAAAAAAAGCCUUUUUAUUAUACAUAGUAGGUACUUGACUGGCAAAGUUUGAAAAAAAAUUUGGAACUUAAUUCCCAGUCUUUCCUGACACAGUAAACUGAACUCAGCAGUUGUCA